AUGGACACUGAACGACAGACUAGCCCCACUCCCUCCUCCACUCAUAAUGACAUCGAAGACGAGGCUAUCUUGGUUCCCAGCGAAACCGACGAGAUUCUUGAAGACUUUAUGUACCAACUCGAUACCAACAUCUCGAGAAACGAAUCGCUUCGCCAAUACGAAGAUCUCUUUCAGACCGCCAGGAACUCUAUUUAUAGUGCUGUACAAUCAGAAGUCAAAUCAACCUUGAAGGCGGAAGUGGCGAGUAGAAGGCGAGAGGGGAGGACGGCUGAAGGCUCGAUGAAAAGUGUGGAGGUGUGUCCGAAGACUGUGGGGGUGGAUAGUGAUCUGCGUAUACAAUUCAAGGGCCUGUCGGUCUAUGGAGAAGGCUGGUCUGGGGAGCAAACGUUCUUCGAUCUGAGUAUCGAGCCUUGA
Messenger RNA from Cryptococcus amylolentus CBS 6039, 414 nucleotides. RefSeq lists its product as hypothetical. The record is from RefSeq and is a predicted model, not a curated record. The transcript has a single exon. The coding region runs from base 1 to 414 and encodes 137 amino acids. NCBI's taxonomy places the organism in Eukaryota, Fungi, Basidiomycota, Tremellomycetes, Tremellales, Cryptococcaceae.